Messenger RNA from Oryzias latipes (Japanese medaka), 1480 nucleotides. RefSeq names its product SLX9 ribosome biogenesis factor (gene slx9). NCBI's taxonomy places the organism in Eukaryota, Metazoa, Chordata, Actinopteri, Beloniformes, Adrianichthyidae. Gene Ontology annotation, biological process: maturation of SSU-rRNA from tricistronic rRNA transcript (SSU-rRNA, 5.8S rRNA, LSU-rRNA). The record is from RefSeq and is a predicted model, not a curated record. Gene Ontology annotation, cellular component: 90S preribosome; nucleolus; preribosome, small subunit precursor.
GUCACGUGACACAUAGUUCCGGUCUCGCGCAUCAUGGUCGGGAAGAUAAAGCACGUCCGGCAGAAGCUGCACCAGGAGGCGGUGAAGCUCCGCGGACUGGACCGGACCCAGCAGGCGGGACCUGAGCUGGUUCUGCCGGGGGUCGCGCGUCCCGCCGCGGAGCCCGGUUCCGAGAAAGCUCCGCGGGGGGAAAGGGGUCCGGUCCAAACAGCCGCACGUGCACAGCAGCCGGUGUUAUCUGGGAGCUCCUUUCCAUCCAGCAUCUUCCUGGGUACCAAGAUCUCUCCAGAGACCCUGGUCCAGAGUCUGGACCACCUGGAACCAGCGGAUGUUACUUCAGCACCCCAAACCACCAGGACAGGUUCAGAGGAGAAGAAGAUCAAGUCAAAGAAGGAGAAGAUGAAAGAGAGGAGGGAGCGUUGGUUAAGCAAGAUCAGCUCCAUCAAGCGAGUGAAGGAGCAGCAGGCGGCCGAGGCGCGACGGAAAGCCACGCCCGUGGUGGGGGACAUGCAGCCGCUGGCCGACGCCCUCCCGCAGCUAAACGAGCUGAUCGGUCCUGCAGCUGCGGCGCCGACGUCGCGUCGGAAGAGCCGCAAAAACAAGCUGCCCGUGAAGAAGGCAGCGCCUACGGACUUCAGCCAGAUGAAACAGUCCCAGAAGCGCCGGCUCCUGGAGACGGAGAGCCUGGGCUUCAGCAAAGCGGUGAAGGCAAUGGCCACCAUGAAGAACCCUCUGGCGGACAUCGGAGAGCAGCUGAGGAAGAGGAUGAGGCAGGAGGAAGAGCAGGCUCCCAGCUAACGGCAGCUGCAGAGGUGAAGGCCCUCCACAGACUCUGGACGCUGCACAGCUGCUCUCGGGACCCCUCACCUCCUCUGGUGAUGGGGGUGGAGCUUCUGUUUGUGCUCGGCUCUGACAUUCACCCUCCUGUUGCUGUUUCACCUCACAAAGAGGUGGAAGGUGCAAAACCCUCUGGCAUCACGGCCGUGGAAGGAGAUCGCCACCGAGGGGGUGGAGCUCUCUUUAAGUCACACUUUCUAGGGACAUCCGCCUGUAUUUGAUGUAGAACCCUCAAUGGGAGUUUGUCCCGAAGCACUAUUGAAAUAAAAGAAAUCAGAGAAAUUCACAUUUUCCUUGUUGGACCGACACUUUUUACAACCAAACGGGUUGGACCUGUUCGCAGGAUUUCCCAGACCUCCUUCUCCUGAAAUGUUCCAAAGACCAGAUGACCGUUCCAGCUCCUCACUGGAGUCACUUUGGAGUCGUCUCCUUAUGCGGCCAUUGAUGCAAACCUCAGGAGAGCCGAAGACCAAAGUGGCCCAAACCCUCCCGAAAGUUCUGGUGGUUCCUCUACUCGACGCCUAAGACCACCUUUGGACAGAACCCACAUAAGCUGAUGUUUUGGGUCAGAAGCAGCACUGGAUUUAUUAGGCAGAAGAACUGCAAUUAUUCAAUAAAUAAAAGUUUAGUUGAUAAAAACUGA